AUGAAACUCACACACCUAGCUCUAUUUGCGCCGCUGGUGGCAGGUUCGCUCUUCGACGACGGUCGCGCAUCGACGCCUCGUAACGCAGGUGUCAGCUACGAUGGGUAUCACAUCUACAGUAUCACUCCAUCAUCCCCUCAUGAAGCUCGCGACCUGGUGGAUCGCUUCUCUCGCUACCACACUCAUCCCAUUAGAGACGCCCUGUCUGUGGCCAUCCCACCUGAGGAAGUCUCGUCAUUCGAGAACCUUGGGUUGGACAUGCGCCUCGUCAAUUUCGACUUGGGUGCUCACAUUCGCUCUAUUGACAGCAAGCCCACCUCAUACAACCGAGCGCUGCACAAGCGCGGCGAGCUGCCUGAUCUCUCUUGGUUCGACGCGUACCAUCCGUACGCGGAUCAUCUGGACUACUGGGAUGACCUGGUCCACGCGUUCCCAAAGAAUUCGAAGAAGUUUCCGCUCGGGAAGAGUUACGAGAACAGGACUAUCUACGCAUUCCAUCUCUUUGGAGACAAAAAGAAGGGUGGUUACGGGCCAAAGACGAAGGAUAAGCGGCAGAAGCCCGUCAUUCUUUGGCACGCGACUGUGCAUGCUCGAGAGUGGAUCUCGACCAUGGUCAUCGAGUACCUCGCCUACCAACUCAUCGAUGGCUAUAAGUCUGAAAACGCCAACGUGACCGUUUUCCUGGACCACUACGACUUCUACCUCGUUCCCUUCCAUAAUCCCGAUGGUUUCGUUUACACUCAAACCAACGAUCGUCUCUGGCGCAAGAACCGCCAGCCUCGACCCUCAAUCAACACCACCUGCGUUGGCACCGACGGAAACCGCAACUGGAAGUUCGAGUGGGACGCUGAGCCGCCCUCAGGUGGCUCCACGCCCGAUCCGUGCGGGCAAACCUACCGCGGUCUCGCACCGGGCGACACGCCCGAGAACGCAGCGCUCGAUGCACUAUCCGCCAAGCUGUCCGAACAGGGCGAGGGUAUCCGCUCGUUCAUUGACUUCCACUCCUACUCGCAGCUCGUCCUCACGCCCUGGGGCUUCUCGUGUGCUCCGCUUCCCGAAACCAUUGACCGUAUGGUGUACGUUGCGAAUGGAACUGCGAGAGCUAUCGAGGCGGCGAGUGAGCGGAAUAGCACGUACCAGGCGGGUCCGGGAUGUCAGAUUCUGUACUUUUCAACGGGCAACUCGAGGGAUCACCAUUAUGCUGUGCAUGGAGCUAAUCAUUCGUGGACGCUUGAGUUGAGUCCGGCGGAUGAGGCGGGUGGUGGUUUUGUGCUUGAUCCGAAGGAGAUCUGGCCGGUGGUUAAGGAGCAGUGGGCUGGGCAGUUGUGGACGUUAGGGGAGGUGUGGGAUGAUUGA
Molecule: messenger RNA, 1356 nt
Organism: Macroventuria anomochaeta
Lineage: Eukaryota; Fungi; Ascomycota; Dothideomycetes; Pleosporales; Didymellaceae
Product: carboxypeptidase-like protein A4 precursor
Exons: 2
Coding region: 1-1356 (451 amino acids)
Biological process (GO): proteolysis
Molecular function (GO): metallocarboxypeptidase activity; zinc ion binding
Source: RefSeq, a predicted model, not a curated record